Acanthaster planci (crown-of-thorns starfish) is the source of this 5330-nucleotide messenger RNA. RefSeq lists its product as uncharacterized. Lineage: Eukaryota; Metazoa; Echinodermata; Asteroidea; Valvatida; Acanthasteridae. The record is from RefSeq and is a predicted model, not a curated record. Gene Ontology annotation, biological process: protein polyubiquitination; protein monoubiquitination. Gene Ontology annotation, molecular function: ubiquitin protein ligase activity; metal ion binding.
GAGCAUCGGUACCAGACUGGUGUACUUGAAAAUGCGAUUACACAAGAAAUGACGACGGAGGAAAUAGUGACUACUUUUAUAAGUUUUGUUUGGAAAAAAUUCGUGAUCAUAAUGGAAUCGUGGAAACCAGUGAAUAGCUCUUACAUUUAAAGAAGCUUUUGACAAUCUUACGGAAGAGUUUAAUAUGUUAGGCCCUAAUUAUCAUGGCAAUAAAAAUUGAAAUAGCAUGUCGUGGGCCUAGGCCUACAUUGAUGUACAUGAUGUAUGAUGACCGAAAAAUGUAUUCAAGAUGGUAAGUGAUACAGCACCAGGUAACAACUGAGUAUCCAAUGCAGUCUGAGAUGGCAAGUCCACCCGCUACCCCACUGCGUCUGUCACCAACAUAUGAAGAGGCGGAGGGAGGUUCGUCAUCGAGGAGCAGCUCCCCAGACAGUAAUUGCCCAAUCUGCCUGGGCAAAGUCAACAACAAGGCCUUCACUGACGCCUGCUUCCACACCUUUUGCUUUGUCUGCCUGCUGGAGUGGUCCAAGGUGCGGCCCACCUGCCCGCUGUGCAAGACCACCUUCAAGUCCAUCAUUCACAAUGUGGUAUCCAACGACAUCUACGACCAGUACCACCUCAAGCCCUCGGACACUGGGUCCUUUGGGACAGACAGCCGUGGCAGGCGCUUCCGGUACUCCACCACCUUGACAGAGGAGCAUCGGGUGGAGCUGACGUGGCGGCGCAACCGUGCACUGGAAAGGAGGUACCAGCGUGCCCAUGAGGUCCACCUCCAGGCGGCCGCUGUUGAGCGCCGGCGCAUGAUCUACCGGGCUGGGCUCUGGGUGAGGCACAUGGGGUCCAACCGCUUCACUCGUUUCCGCGACAUCUCCCCAGAAUUCUUCCAGGAGAAUCCAGCCACCACCCACCGCCUUGUGCCCUGGCUGAGACGGGAGCUUGGCAUACUGUUCAGCGGCGAGGACCACGUGACUUUCAUGACCCAGUACAUCCUCUCACUGAUCCCUAAUGUCCAUAUACAGACGGAAGAGUUCCACGAACACUUGCGCCCAUUCUUGUACGGCCAGACGGAGCAUUUCAUCCAUGAGUUUGUAAGCUUUGCCCGGUCCCCGUAUGACAUGAACACCUAUGAUCAAAUAGCACAGUAUGACCUCGCGGCUGCGCGCGAGCCACAGCAGGCAGCCCCUCCAGCACCCCCAUCGCAACAAUCCAGCAGCGAAUACAAUGACGUCAUCACUUUAUCCUCGGACGAUGAGGUUAUUGAGGUCCCCACACUGAGAAGCCUCCUGCAGUCGGACAGCACCCCGUCCACUUCAUCCCGAGACGCUGUUGAGCAAGUGGAGGCUCUUGACCUGUCAAGCACCCACAAUCCAGAGCCGCCCUGCCCCUAUGAGUUGGAUCCAGACCAAGCUGGUCCAUCAGGAAUGGGGUCCAGUCAACCAGUCGAGGUCAAAGCGGAGCAGGGGGCUCCCAGGGAGAACGUCAUCAGUGAUGAUGACAGCGACAUUGAGAUUGUUGAAGUCCUCAAGCCCUAUGAUGAAAGGACUCCCGAGUGCAUUGUGCUGUUGUCAUCCAGCACGGAGGAGGAUCAGGACAGGGGCGAGUCGAGACAGGAGAAGAAAGGGGGAAAACGUCACAAGAAGAAGAAGCAUACCUCAGAGUCACGUCACAAGGUGAAACAGCGCGGUGAGCACAGUCAUCCGGAGAAAUCUCACAGGCAUUCGCGUAAGAAGAAGCACAAAGGCAGCAAACACCACAAGCACUCCAGCAGCACCAGAUUGGAGCGUGAGAAAUCUGUGCAUGGGCACUUGCCAAAGCCGGAGGUGUAUAGUUCCUACAAGCACCACCGGACGUCACGCUCACGGUCGCAUUCAAAAUCCAGUUCCUCCUCUCAUCACACCUGGAGAAGUAGUCAAAAAGAGAGCAACGCGACUUUGGAUGAAUGCGUCAGGGACUAUGGCAAAGGUGCCUCUACCAGUUAUACCCAUUCGGCACAGUCUCACCCUCGUAGUAGAUCCAGGCAGAGAAGCGAAGAGACCUACGUGUACCCCAGAGAUACCCACGGGCAUGACAGAAGACACAGGUCAGAGGGUGAAAGCUACGCCCGCGCAGCCCAGAAAGGGGGAAAGCCGGACGAGAGCUGGGAGGUGCAUUGGCAUCACAGGUCCACAGACGUCUCUGAGCACAGCAGGAGACAGCAUAACCAUGAUCACCAUUACAAGGCCACGCUGUCCAGAAAGCACAAUUCCAGCGACAGCAAAGAUGACGGCCCGAAAGCCAAGAUCAGACGGCCGGCCGACGCAGCGCACAGCUCGGGCCUGCAUCUGAAGAUGGUCUUCAGCCGCACCAAAACCACUACCGGGGACGAUCCCACAAGGUCAUCCAGUAGCAGCGACUUUGCCAUGGUCAGAUCCGGCCACAGACGACGCAAGCACGACAAGAAGUACAAAAAGCAUAAGCGGCACAAAUCAGACAGCAACCACAGGAGCAGGCAACACACGGAAUACUCCAAGGACAAGCCUUCAUGGAUCAGCUUUUUGCCACUCGCACAUUAUCACAAUGCUUACAGACCUCUCUCACUUUAUGACGACGCUAGUAAAAGUGACGACCAAGGAAAUGAUGGAGACGAAAGCUCUGCCUCUACGGAAGAGGAGGGCAAUGCUUUUGUGUAGCGGGAGGCAUCAGAAGCCGUUAUGGAACAUACACCCAUCACAGAUUUCACGUCCAAAGCACAAAUGAAGUGUGCGAUUUGUCCCAAAAACAGAAACAGCUGCUUAAUAUGAUGCAGUUCAACCGAGGGACAGUUUUGCUCGGACAUGAAUGUGUACAGUGUCCCUUACAUCAUGACAGUGUAUGAAGUGUGAUAUUUGACUGUGGGUUAUUUGUAUAUUUUGUACAUGUUUGUUAGGCUUUUGUUCUGUUUCUCCUAGGCAAGCCUGAUGUUAGUGUCUUCAUACAGGUUUCUUAAUGUCUGUUGGGCUUUGCAGAUUUUUCUUUAAAACAUUCUUUUAAGACGUCAAGAUAUUAGUUUUGAGGGAGACACGAGCAACCAACAAAAAGCAAUCCAGCGAGGCACCGAGCCCCGUCUCGGCAUUUAACUUUCUGUGUAGCAAUGGACACUUUCCUUUUCGAUUAAAUUGGAGACUUUCAGGUGGGGGGAAUACAGAAUUCAAGAUAGAGGUGUUAUUGACUGUUGUGAUGUGGGACAUGAUGUUUUAACACCCUCAGGGAUGAAAAGGACCCUUGGCUUCACCUUGUGUUCUGCGAGUCCAUCAGGUGCGAAAACAUCAUGUCUCACAUCAAAAGCAGUCACCAAUCAAGUUGAUGUACAUGUAUCAGUUGAAUUCCGAGGGGGCUUGUGGUGGGAUUCCUGUGUGUUUACAAUUGCCAGAUAUUGUCUUUUAUUUCCUUACAUAUUCAUGCCUAUACAGCUUUGGCACAAGUGCAUGUACAUGUAUGUGCGUACGAACUGCUCUGAUAUUUUUGGCCUUUGAAAAAUUUCCUUUGAAAUCACCCUCUCAUCAUGUUGCUGGAUCCAGUUGGGUGUGUUUCAUGUUUUCACCAGAACUGAGAUUGGCUUGUUCUGUAUGUACAUGUAUGCAGAAAAGUCCAAAUGACGCCCCUGGUAAACACGGAAUGAUUGAUGAUGCGUUAAAAAUAACCGGCAGUUGACAAUGGAAGAGGCUUAUCGUUGCACCAAAUAUGCAGACACCCAUCUUGAAUUGCAGAUAAGGGACAGGUGCCAACAUGGUACAGUACAGUGUACUUUUCAUGAAGAUGUGCCGAGAGUGAACUGUGCCCCACUUUAGACACAUUUGAAGUUUCCAUUUACAUGUACACAUGUAUAUUGUACCACUUCUAAGGCCAAACAAAAAAUUAGUUGUGUUUCCUAUUUCACUGAAAAAUAAAUUAGGGUGGUUGAGUGGGUAAUUGUUUUUUAACUCUAAAUUUUUGAAGCCCCCGAUUUUUUUUUGGGGGGGAGGGCACGUAUAUUUGUAACAGGUACUAAGUCAGAUUCAUACUGUCUGACUGUACAUGUACACGUCAAUAUUACAUAUCAGCACUGUGAUUAAAUAGUAAAGCAGCUGGUUGGUUGAAAUACUAACACACAAGAGCCAUCUAUCUCAAAAUUUAAACAAUACAAUGUACAGGACAAUGUACACAAAAUUCGGCUCGGGGCAAGGCACCAUAAGUUUUUAUAUGUUAUUGAUUUGUCAAAUUGAUUUUCUAGGUUUGGUCGGUUAACCGUAAAUACAACUAUUUUUUGUAUGGCUUAAGGGAAGAAUCCACCAUCUUAGCUACUGUAAAUGUAUGUGUUCAUGUAGAUUGGCUUGGCAACAUUUGUGAGUGUGAAACUACAACUUCUGGAUCUUGGCAGGCUUCAUAGAUUUGGACCAGGUUCAGAAAUGCAGUCAUUUGCAAAAGUUUAGGACCACCCAUAGAGAAUGCAUUAAUCUGAAGAAAAACCAAAUUUAAACCAAUCAAUCAUGGCGAGUUAUGUUUACUUUCAGUGUGUACCCUUAGUAUCUUGGUUAAACAGCCAUUUGACUACAUCUCCAUGAUUUGAAAUGUUAACACUCUAGUGUUUAGUAUGCCCUCCUUAUUUCUGAUUACUUAGUCUUUUUUACCCAUGCUGCCUUACAGAUAACGUGUCAUACAAAACCUGCCUUUGCAACAAAAUUCAUGCAUAUGGCUCAAAGCACAACUCCAAUGUUAUCACCACUGUAAAAAAGUAAAAUCUUAAUCAUUCAAUGAAACAGUGUGACGCAGGCCCAGUGACAGAAAUACCAACAGAAUUCCAGGCGGUCUUAAAGUUUUGCAAAUGACUGUAAGGCUCAUUUUCAAGCACUUCUCACAAUGCGGGACCUGUUGAGCAUGACCUUCCCCCACCAAAACUAAAGAACCACGUCAAAAACGAAAAGGCUGGUUUUACCUAGACCCAUGAAAAACUGGUUAAUUGGUAUUUAUGAUAAAUAUGCUUAUUGACAUCUUAAAGAUAUCAGCCUAUUGUGUUCCAGUCAUUGUCGAUACCUAUGUAAUACACUGUAUUUUAACAAGUUUUUGGUGUUAUCAGGAGAUAUAAGGAUAAAUGUAGUUUUUACAGAAACUGUAAAAUUUUUGUUAAAAAUAUAAUUGUUUUUAUAAAGUUUUGAUUUCAAAAAUUAAAACUUCUGUGGUGUGAUCACAAACGUGAGCCUGCAUCUCUGAUCCAUUGUAUAUAGACUGUAUAUAGACUUGUGUGUAUUCCAAAUGAAAUUGGUCCUCUUGUAUUUCUUGAAGACUUCAGGUUUGAGAGUAAACAGCAAUACUAAAACUAGAUGGGUGAGGUCUUU